Molecule: messenger RNA, 1080 nt
Organism: Aspergillus welwitschiae
Lineage: Eukaryota; Fungi; Ascomycota; Eurotiomycetes; Eurotiales; Aspergillaceae
Product: 18S rRNA pseudouridine methyltransferase
Exons: 2
Coding region: 1-765 (254 amino acids)
Biological process (GO): rRNA base methylation
Cellular component (GO): small-subunit processome; nucleolus
Molecular function (GO): rRNA (pseudouridine) methyltransferase activity; rRNA binding
Source: RefSeq, a predicted model, not a curated record
AUGGUUGCUGACUCGGCUGAACCUGCAGGGACGCAAUCCUGCCCUCCCCCCGAAUUGCCCCAGCUCGUUGCGGAACAGCACACUCCCAUCCCUGCUCAUGACAAAGAGACCCAGCGUCUGAUUGUCGUUCUCUCCCAUGCCAGCUUGGAAACCUAUCGGGCUUCCAGCGGACGCAAUGGUUCCGGUCGUGAUGAGAAGUACUCCCUGCUCAACAGCGAUGAACACAUUGGUGUCAUGCGCAAGAUGAACCGGGAUAUCAGCGAGGCUCGCCCGGAUAUCACACAUCAGUGCCUGCUCACCCUGCUCGACUCCCCCGUGAACAAGGCGGGUAAGCUGCAGAUCUUCAUCCACACUGCCAAGGGUGUCUUGAUCGAGGUGAACCCUAGCGUGCGCAUUCCUCGUACCUUCAAGCGAUUCGCUGGUUUGAUGGUACAGCUGUUGCACCGCCUCUCCAUCCGUUCCACCAACUCCCAGGAGAAGCUCCUGAAGGUCAUCAAGAACCCCAUCACCGACCACCUUCCCCCCAACUGCCGCAAGGUGACCCUCAGUUUCGAAGCCCCCGUAGUGCGCACCCGCGACUACAUCGAAUCGCUAGGCCCCAAGGAGAGCGUCUGUAUCUUCGUGGGUGCCAUGGCUAAGGGACACGAUGACUUUGCCGACUCCUUCAAGGAUGACACGAUUUCCAUCAGUAACUACAGCUUGAGUGCCAGUGUCGCAUGCAGCAAGUUCUGCCAUGCCGCCGAGGAGGUGUGGGACAUUGUCUGAGCGCAGAACUUCGGACGCUCCUAUCCCGCUUCUCAGGAAUGGCCAAAGCUUGACGAGGUGACGAAUUUCCUUGCGCCCAUACAUCUGAAACGGUACGAUCGAGAAACGGUCAGCGGGUCCUAGCUCGGGGACGAAACCUUGUCUUCCGCGCGCUGUUCGCGUAUUCUCUCUGCCUGGGUGUAUUUGCAUCGCUUGCUGUUCUCUGCACGUCUUGAUGGGUUUUCGUGUCUGUUUUCUCGCGUCUCGCGUCGCGGUCGCUGCUUGACUGCUGGAUGCGAUUUUCUGGAAACUAAGAACGCCUCAUUUAUUUGGGUC